GCUGCUCGCCAGAUUGAAAGAUCACCACCUCCAUCACCACCGACAAUCCAAAGCUCAGCUUCACCAUGGUUUCUUUCAAGGUCCUUGCUCUUGCCAUGACGGCCGUCACCGGGGUAUUGGCCGCCCCCUUUGAUUUCCUCCACGAGCGUGACGAUGCCAACGCCACUGCUACUUUGGAGAGACGCCAGAAUACUCCCAACGGUGAAGGACAGCACAACGGGUACUUCUACUCCUGGUGGUCUGACGGUGGAGGCUCUGCUGUCUACACCAUGGGCGAGGGAUCUAAAUACUCCGUGCGGUGGACCAACACCGGUAAUUUCGUGGGUGGAAAAGGUUGGAACCCUGGAAAUGGCCGUGUGAUCAACUACGGUGGUUCUUUCAGCCCUCAGGGCAACGGUUACCUUGCUGUCUACGGCUGGACUCGCAACCCUCUUGUUGAGUACUAUGUCAUUGAGUCUUUCGGCACCUACGACCCAAGCAGCCAGGCAUCUGUCAAGGGCACUUUCAACACCGACGGAGGAACCUACAGGGUUGCUGAGUCUACCCGUUACAACCAGCCUUCGAUUGACGGCACCAGGACCUUUCAGCAGUAUUGGUCAGUGCGUACCGUGAAGCGCGUUGGUGGUUCCGUGAACAUGCAGAACCACUUCAACGAGUGGGCCCGCUACGGCAUGAGACUCGGUUCGCAUUACUACCAGAUUGUUGCCACUGAAGGUUACCAGAGCAGUGGCAGCUCUGAGAUCUACGUGCAGACCAAGUAG
Messenger RNA from Periconia digitata, 761 nucleotides. The record is from the annotation of a GenBank genome assembly. NCBI's taxonomy places the organism in Eukaryota, Fungi, Ascomycota, Dothideomycetes, Pleosporales, Periconiaceae.